Vicia faba (fava bean) is the source of this 393-nucleotide messenger RNA. The record is from the annotation of a GenBank genome assembly. Lineage: Eukaryota; Viridiplantae; Streptophyta; Magnoliopsida; Fabales; Fabaceae.
AUGAGCUUUGACUUUUACUUUAUCCAAUCACUACCAACAAAGAGAAAAAAACAAACGAUAUCACAGAUCAAAGAAACACGAAGAGGAGGCAGCUUGGCCACAAACCCGUCGGUCUUAAUCAACAACCUGGAAAACAACAUUAUAACAAAACAUCACAAGUUGAACAGAGCCCUUCAUCGAUGCAGCCAGCCCACCUUCAAUCGGCCUUCGUCGAUGCCACCACAAGAUCCAACGAAUCUGGAGUCCAACGGCGACAACUGCACAUGCAACUCAGUCGGUGCAAACAUUGACGAGAGCCCUCCAUUUCGCACAGAACAACAACGUCACCGGAGAUCCACCAUCAAAACUGCCACGAUCCGACCGUCUCCCCUUCAAAUCCAGAGACAACCGUAA